CUUGCGAAUCGGGGGAGGAGGAGGAACUUGAAGGAACUUCGAGGAGUUAAGGUGCUUCGAGGAGGCCAUGAAUGGGAGCAGCACAAGCAGGGUAAUGGGGAUCGAAAACAGGUGAUGCUAGGGGUUGAUCGUCUCGAUAUGAUUAAGGGAAUACCACAGAAGAUACUUGCAUUUGAGAAGUUUCUUGAGGAGAACCCUCUAUGGCGUGAUAAAGCACUUCAGACUGGAGUUUAUUGAGGAG
This is a messenger RNA of Linum tenue, 241 nucleotides long. Lineage: Eukaryota; Viridiplantae; Streptophyta; Magnoliopsida; Malpighiales; Linaceae. The record is from the annotation of a GenBank genome assembly.